This is a messenger RNA of Lactuca virosa, 303 nucleotides long. The record is from the annotation of a GenBank genome assembly. Lineage: Eukaryota; Viridiplantae; Streptophyta; Magnoliopsida; Asterales; Asteraceae.
AUGGUCGUAAUCCACAAAGCAAAUAAUGUUCAAACAAAAGAGAUGGGUGUUGCUUUCUCUAUUCCUUUGCAAUCACUUAUGACCACCCAACAAUGGCAAGGAAUCGAAACUUACCUGAGUCGUCACUGCCUUGCUGCGCCGGAGUGGAGGCGAUGUUGCGCCGAUUGUUGUGAUCUCAAAAAGCCAUUUUCAAUUCAUGGACUAUUUGGUUCCAAAUGGAGGAGCGCAAAAGGUCCACCUUUCUUCAUACCCAGUUUUCAUGGUGAUCUAUUAUCGUCGUUUCAAAUGCCCUCCGUUUGUUAA